Oncorhynchus masou masou (cherry salmon) is the source of this 3951-nucleotide messenger RNA. RefSeq names its product branched-chain-amino-acid aminotransferase, cytosolic-like. Lineage: Eukaryota; Metazoa; Chordata; Actinopteri; Salmoniformes; Salmonidae. The coding region runs from base 286 to 2097 and encodes 603 amino acids. The transcript is spliced from 18 exons. Gene Ontology annotation, molecular function: branched-chain-amino-acid:2-oxoglutarate transaminase activity; estradiol 17-beta-dehydrogenase [NAD(P)+] activity; structural constituent of ribosome. Gene Ontology annotation, cellular component: ribosome; cytosol; mitochondrion. Gene Ontology annotation, biological process: L-valine biosynthetic process; L-leucine biosynthetic process; translation. The record is from RefSeq and is a predicted model, not a curated record.
CGCUCACCUGUCUUCACAGACGACAACAAAACCCAUGAUUUUUGAGGAACUUGGAGGAGGGAAGAGAAAGUUAACGUAGAAAUGUAAAAGGCAAAAAGACAAAGGGAGGGAUGCAAUUAUAUAUUUUGCUGCAUGUAAAGAAAUAUAAUAAAAAGUGUAGCUUGGAAAGAGGGCAAGUAACUUUGUUUGCGACAUUCGACCAACACAGUCAACCAGGUAGUGGCGGUUCUUUGCGAACGUAUCAUCACUGAAAUCAUCACCCGUGACGGGUUGGCUCUAGUGAACAUGUCAGGUAGUACUUUGCGUUACGGAGACAAAGUUGUCAUUGUGACCGGCGGGUCCAAAGGGAUUGGUAGAGGGAUUGUCAAAGUAUUCGUGGAGAAUGGGGCCAAAGUUGUCUUCUGUGCAAGAGGGGUGGCAGCAGGACAGGCUCUAGAGGCCGAGCUGAACAGGGCAGGGCCAGGGUCAUGCAAAUUUGUACCUUGUGACAUCUCCAAAGAGGAGGACAUCAAGAGGUUGAUUUCAGUGACAGUGGAGCGUUAUGGUCAAAUAGACUGUCUGGUCAACAAUGCUGGGUGGCACCCACCUCAUAAACCCACAGAUGACACUACUGCAGAUGAGUUCAGAGAUCUUUUGAAUCUUAACCUCAUCAGUUACUUCCUGGCCUCCAAAUAUGCCCUGCCCCACCUGCGACAGCGCCAGGGGAACAUCAUUAACUUGUCCAGUCUGGUGGGCUCCAUUGGUCAGAAAAAUGCAGCACCGUAUGUAGCCACUAAGGGGGCGAUCAUUGCCAUGACAAAAGCCAUGGCUGUGGAUGAGAGUCGGUACCAAGUGAGAGUCAACUGCAUCUCCCCUGGUAAUGUGAUGACACCUCUGUGGGAGGAGCUGGCUGGACAGACUGCAGAUACCUUAGCUACCAUUAAAGAGGGAGAGAACGCUCAGGCACUUCAUGGACGGUUCAUUCAAGCCAUCCCCUACUCUUUGGGGUCGUUGCGGUUUGCCAGCUCAUUCAAGGCCGCAGACCUCACUAUCGAGCGCAACACUGCGGGGAAGCCCAAGCCAGACCCCGCCUCCCUGGUGUUUGGCAAGCAGUUUUCAGACCACAUGCUGACCAUCUAUUGGUCAGAGAAAGAGGGCUGGAAGGUUCCCCAGAUCAAGCCCUUUCAGAACCUGUCGCUGCACCCUGCCACCUCUGCCCUGCACUACUCCAUAGAGCUGUUUGAGGGCAUGAAGGCGUUCAGAGGGGUGGACAACCACAUCCGUCUGUUCAGACCCAACCUGAACAUGGAGAGGAUGCACCGCACUGCUGACCGCAGCUGUCUCCCUUUGUUUGAUAAGGUGGAGCUGUUGGAGUGCAUCAGGAAGCUGGUGGAGGUGGACCAGGACUGGGUCCCCUACUCCCUAGACGCCAGCCUCUACAUCAGACCCACCUACAUUGGGAUAGAGCCUUCCCUGGGUGUGUCGAGGUCCAGCCAAGCCCUACUAUUUUGCAUCGUGGGUCCUGUAGGGCCCUACUUUACCACAGGGGCCUUCAGCCCAGUCUCUCUGCUGGCAGACCCAAGCUAUGUCAGGGCCUGUAGAGGGGGGGUCGGAGCCUACAAGAUGGGGGGUAACUAUGGGCCUACUAUAUCAGUGCAGAACGAGGCCAUAAAGCAGGGCUGUCAGCAGGUCCUGUGGCUGUAUGGAGAGCAGGAGGAGAUCACAGAGGUCGGCACCAUGAACCUCUUCAUCUACUGGACGAAUGAGGGAGGAGAGAGAGAGUUGCUGACUCCUCCUCUAGAUGGCAUCAUUCUCCCAGGAGUCACCAGACAGUCUCUGCUCGACCUGGCCAGAGAAUGGGGAGAGUUCAAAGUGACAGAGCGCACCAUGGGCAUGAAGGAGCUGCUCGGUGCUCUGGACUCAGGCAGGAUUACGGAGGUGUUUGGUGCCGGGACGGCCUGUGUGGUCUGUCCCGUCGGCAGCCUGCUCUACAAAGGGAAGACCUACCAAAUUCCUACAAUGCAGAAUGGUCCAGACCUGGCCAAGCGAUUCCACAAAGAGCUGACAGACAUGCAGUAUGGUCGGAAACAGAGUGAAUGGGCACCACUGGUCGUUUAAUUGGCAGUUUGCACAUGCCAAUCAUAUCCCGACCAGUCCCCCGCUCCAUCUUCAAGACCAGCAGUUUCAGCACAACCCAUAAUGCACUCCUUCUGAUAGGCUGGCAGACCGGCAGAGAUGAACAGGUCACGUCUGUGUUGGUGUUUCUGCGGGAUUUGUAAAGGGAUAGGGUUAGUCUGUCAUUCAAAUGUUGCAACUUGCAUGGAAUACCGACAGUUACACAAUACUGUAUAAGUAAUGCUGUGAACCGGCCGCAGCCUCGGUUCAACCAACCUAGUCUAGUCUUUAUUUCUGUGUUAGGAACAAAGUCGGUCUUUUUCCUAUUCAGUUCUUUAUCAUACUGUAGCACAGGUUACAGAAGAAAUCGUCCUCCAAGCGUUUUAGUAAACACUACCUGAGAUGGUCUAUAGGGUUGUCCAUGCUAUUAGACACAAACUGAUAUAUUGUUGUGCGUAUUGCAUAUUUAAACUAUUACAACUAUUGUAGGGGAUUACUGGUAAGUUAUUGGUCAUUUGCAAUAUGGGAAUAACUUUUACAGGUACUUAAUAGGAACAAUUGAGUGUUAAACAUUUUCACUGGCUGACAUAAGGAAUGUGUUGACUGUACUAUUAUUGUUAAGUGACUGUAGGAACAGAUCAGAUCAAAACCACAUCACAGGAUUUGUUACUUUCUAAAUAUCACUAUAUAACCUGAGGAAGUAGAAUAUGAUUUAAAAUACUUUGUUGUUGUAUAUCAGGCCAGGAAUACAAAUGGUUAUACAUACCAUAUUGACACCAGAGGUGCUUUUCAACAAUCUCCUAGAAAUGAGUUUACACUGACCUUAGUGUGAUUUAAGUCAAGUGUGUGACUGAGCAGAAGAAAGUCAGUCAAGUGUGCAUGUGUGUGACUGAGCAGAAGAAAGUCAGUCAAGUGUGCAUGUGUGUGACUGAGCAGAAGAAAGUCAGUCAAGUGAUCGUGUGUGUCUUUCUGGAUUGGAAAGAUGCCACUAAGAAAGUGAUGUUGAAAAGAUUGAGAUUAAAAUGGAGAGGUCCAAGUGAACUCAAGCAUACACAAAGAGGUUAGCUAUAGCUACAUGAUAUACUUAAGCAAUAAGGCCCGAGGUAUAUGGCCAAUAUACCAUGGCUAAGGGCUGUUCAAAUGCGCAACGCGAAGUGCCUGGAUUCAGCCCUUUAGUCGUGAUAUAUUGGCCAUAUACCACAACCCCCUUUGGUGUCUUAUUAAGCAAUAAGGCCCGAGGGAGUGUGGUAUAUGGCCAAUAAGGGCUGUUCUUCGGCACAACGCAUUGUGGAGUGCCUGGACUCAACCCUUAGCCGUGGUAUAUGGGCCAUAUACCACAAACCCGAGGUGCCGUAUUGCUAUUAUAAACUGGUUACCAACUUAAUUAAAGCAGUAAAAAUACAUGUUUUGUCAUAUCCGUGGUAUGCGGUCUGAUAAACCACGGCUGUUAGCCAACCAGUUUAUUGUAGACUUCAGAGUAUGAGAGACCAUGUUCAAUAGAUGCUAUAGACUGACUUCUGCAUUAGGUUGUGUGUAAUCAUUAUGUAAACUUAAGGUAACAAUGAGUAGUUAUGUCUGUGGGUUUUUGUCAAUUGGAACAACCGUCUUCCCAAUUAUUAACUGUAUAUCCAAGUUUAUGUCCUCACCCUGCUGCUUUCCUUUCUAUUAAUGUAUUUGCCUCUUUCAUAUCGCUUGGUUUUCUCCAUUCCUCCCUAAGUGCCUGACCGGGUGUGUGGACUGUCUUUGUCCUGUGGAUCUAACAUGUUUUUAGUGGUUGCAGUAGGCAAUCCUGCUGGAUCUUUGUUUUUGUUGUGGCACAUUGUUACUAGAUUUUUACAAUAAACUCCAUCUGUGUUC